Messenger RNA from Brassica oleracea var. oleracea, 1766 nucleotides. RefSeq lists its product as uncharacterized. The record is from RefSeq and is a predicted model, not a curated record. NCBI's taxonomy places the organism in Eukaryota, Viridiplantae, Streptophyta, Magnoliopsida, Brassicales, Brassicaceae. The transcript has 2 exons. The coding region runs from base 117 to 1667 and encodes 516 amino acids. Gene Ontology annotation, molecular function: nucleic acid binding; zinc ion binding.
UAUACUAGGUUUCCAUCUUUUUUUUUUUGUUUCUUAUUCUUCUUCUUUCUUUUGUUAAGCCACGACUUGAUACUCUUAUUCUCUGUUUUUGAAAGGUACCAAUAAGGGGAGACGUCAUGGCAGAUUACUUUGAGGAAGAGAGUUCUUAUGAAUCAAGCCAAGGCUCCGAUCUUGAUGAAGCCCACCAAGCUUGGUCCGAUGAAGAGGAUGGCUGUGAUGGGUCAUGUUCUGAUGAUAACUACUCUAUGUCAGAGUAUGGAGAUGACCCUGCUGAAGCAUAUCCUGAACCAGAGCCACCUGAUUACUCACAUGGAGAUACCAGCUACCAAGGAGAGUAUGAGGGAGAAACUGAAUCAAAUAUCAGUUUCAAUAAAGGAGAUGAAUGCCAUGGAGAAGAGACAGAAGGUGAUGAUCCUGAAGCUGACCAGGAAGGCUCAUGGCAAGAGGAAGCUGAUUCUGAAAUCAGUUUAGAAGAGGCAAAUGAGCAUGAGGAAAAUUUCCCUAAAACGGAAGAAGUCUAUGAAGAUGUUGAUGGAGGAGAAGCAAGUUUCCAAUCUGUUAAAGAAGAAGUUGGAGACGAAUCUCAUGCUGAAGGCAUACCCUGGUGUGAAGUACCUUACUCUGACCAGGAGGAUGAGUACCAAGACGAAACUGGCUCACAAACCAGUGUAGGAAACUCUGAGAAAAACUAUGGAGGAAAGCCAGACUCACAACAAGACGUUGCUGAAGAAGAAGAGGCCUUAAGUGAGGCUGGAAGAAAUGAUGAUCAACCUGGUUACGUCAUCUUUGCAGGCCAUCAUCAAGGACCAGAACCAUACUUGUGCUGGGAGAACGAUAUGGAACAUUGGUUUGAUUCUAAUCAAGUCCAUGAAGAGGAUAAGACAACCAUUGCCGAAGAUGCUCUCACUGAAGAUGCCUUUAGAAAGUGGGAACAAGAUGCUUAUUGGCGACUUGCCUACGAUGAACCAGAAGCUACUUGGCAAGAAAUGAAAGAACUCUUGUAUGAAGAAUAUGUGAAAGGAGCUGGAGAUGAGCUGUUGAAUCAGAUACGGGUCUAUACUAAUCUUGAACCAAGGCGGCUGAUAUUGGCAAAAAGGCCAAAUCGAAAGGCUAAGCUCAAAAAUGCUCACGACCUAAAGCUACACCAGGAGUCUACACUCAUCAUCAAGGGAGCAACCGAGCAUACAACAGCAGCAAGGGUAAGUGGCGUGCAAGGAGUUCCAACUCCACAAGCCAAAACUCGAGAGAUAAGUACAAAGCCAUUGCCUAAGUUCCAUGAGAAGAAGAAACCAAGUAAGUCUUCUAAAUCUUCAAAACCAGUAGAAUUCAUUUGCUAUAGGUGUCAUGAGAAAGGCCACUUUGCUGUAACCUGUCCAACUAGGCUAGUAGUGACUUCUAAUUCACUAGAAGUUAACUUGGAUUCAACUAGUGAAGUUAUAUCUCACUUAGUAUGUAAAUUUCCUACUUCUGGUAUAAUGCACUUGUCUUGCCCAAAGGCUGAUUAUGCAGGUCUAAAUAAGGACCAGGAGGACGUGGUUUCAAGGUUAAAACAAGAAGAAAUCAUCCCUGAACCAGACCCACAAGAAGGACUUAAACCAGCCACUAGAAAUCCAUUGAAACUAGUAGAUUUUUCGGUCCAAGCACAUGAGGAGUCCCAAAAGGUGUGACACAGGUACAUCAUUUAGCAAAGGACCUAUGAAGCAAAAGAAGGUGAUUUUAAAGAGAGAUGACAAGGCACCACCAAAGGAGCCAUCUUUGCUUAAACA